AUGGGAAGAAAGAAGAAGCGACAGGCCAAACCAUGGUGCUGGUAAGAUUUUUUUUGUUUACUUUACAUAUCGUUAUAAUUUAGGUAUUGCAAUCGAGAGUUCGACGACGAGAAAAUCUUGAUCCAGCAUCAAAAAGCAAAGCAUUUCAAAUGCCAUAUAUGCAAUAAAAAAUUGUUUACCGGUCCUGGUUUGGCCAUUCAUUGCAUGCAAGUUCAUAAGGAGACUAUUGACAAGAUACCUGGAGCCGUUCCAGGAAGAGACUCGGUAGAUGUGGAGGUUUAUGGAAUGGAUGGAAUCCCUCAAGAGUUUGAUGGGUCUUCUGAACCCAAGGCAAAGAAGCCGUUGAUUCCACCGAUGCCUGCUUCGGCUCCAAUCAUGCCCCCUCCUCAAGUUACCGGACCUGCAGGAUUGUACGCCAUGUCCUCAGCAAAUCUGAUGCCGACUUACUACAACAUGAUUCCGACUCCGUCAAUGCCGCAGCCUAGCGCGCCUCAGAUUCAGAUAAGAAUGCAACAACAUCUUCCCCAUCUCCCUCCUCAGAUCCCUAUGCCUGCUGCGUCCAUGGGACCACCACACCAGCCACACAUGGCUUCAAUGCCAACAUUUUCGUAUAAUCAACCCCCUCCAUUAACAGAGACGUCAACAGCUGCAGAAACAUCAGCAGCCAGUACAAUCGCCAAGGCAAACAGUGCCAAAACAAGAAUUGUGGUUCCAGAUGAGGGAAUCUCUUUGGUAAGUUGGUGGAUCUAUUUUUAAUAUUCAUUUUUAGGAAGAAAACAUGGCAAACAGGUUGGAGAUGCUAUCGCAAUCGAGAUUUCAUUGAUUAGCAGGUAA
This is a messenger RNA of Bursaphelenchus xylophilus (pine wood nematode), 834 nucleotides long. NCBI's taxonomy places the organism in Eukaryota, Metazoa, Nematoda, Chromadorea, Rhabditida, Aphelenchoididae. The record is from the annotation of a GenBank genome assembly.